Molecule: messenger RNA, 1356 nt
Organism: Sphenostylis stenocarpa
Lineage: Eukaryota; Viridiplantae; Streptophyta; Magnoliopsida; Fabales; Fabaceae
Source: the annotation of a GenBank genome assembly
AUGGAACAGCAGAGAACUCUCUCCGGUUCUUCGCAGAGCCCUAGAUCUCCGUCCUCGUCGCAACCUUUUCUCUCCGUCUCCGUCACCGAUCCCGUAAAGCUCGGCAAUGGCGUCCAAGCCUACAUCUCCUACCGCGUCAUAACCAAAUUAUAUUGUGAUCUGUUUCCGAGGGUAGUUCAUAGAGAAAAGGCAUUUGGACACGUAAGCCAAUUGGAAGUCUCCAUUGGAGUGUCCAUCAUUGAAGUGCGAAUAAUGGCCGUGUUCAUCAGUAGAAUGCAUUCCAAAUCAUGGACAAAUUUCCCUGAAUACCAAGGACCUGAGAAGAUUGUCAUCCGACGUUACAGUGACUUUGUCUGGUUACGUGAUCGCCUUUUUGAGAAGUACAAAGGCAUUUUCAUUCCCCCUCUUCCAGAGAAAAGUGCUGUAGAGAAAUUUCGUUUCAGUGCUGAAUUUAUUGAAAUGAGGCGGCAAGCAUUGGAUGUAUUUGUAAAUAGGAUAGCAUCACACUGUGAACUUCAACAAAGUGAGGACCUGCGGUUGUUUUUGCAGGCAGAAGAAGAGACAAUGGAACGAUUAAGGUCACACGAGACUGGCAUAUUCAAGAAGAAGCCAGCCGAUCUGAUGCAGAUUUUUAAGGAUGUGCAAUCUAAAGUGAGUGAUGUUGUCCUUGGAAAAGAGAAGCCCGUAGAAGAAACAGAUCCUGAGUAUGAAAAGAUGAAACAUUACAUCUUUGAGCUCGAAAACCACUUGUCUGAAGCUCAAAAGCAUGCAUACCGUCUUGUCAAGAGGCACAGAGAGUUGGGACAAUCACUGUCUGAUUUUGGAAAAGCAGUAAAACUUCUGGGUGCUUCUGAAGGAAAUGCUCUUGGGAAAGCAUUUUCUGAACUUGGGAUGAAGUCAGAGAUUUUAUCAGCCAAGCUGCAAAAGGAGGCUCAUCAGCUCUUGAUGAAUUUUGAAGAACCUUUGAAGGAUUAUGUCCGUGCUGUACAAUCUAUUAAGGCAACAAUAGCAGAGAGGGCGAGCGCCUUCAGAAGACAAUGUGAACUGGCUGAAACAAUGAAGCUAAAGGAGAUUAACCUUGACAAGCUCAUGCUGAUUCGAUCUGAUAAAGUUGCAGAAGCUGAGCAUGAAUAUAAAGAGGCAACAGAGAGUGAACAGGCAACAAAGACAUUUGAGACGAUUGUGAAACUAAUGAAUCAAGAGAUGGAGCGUUUUCAGGAACAGAAAACAUUAGAUAUGGGGAUUGCUUUCCAUGAAUUUGCCAAAGGUCAGGCACGUCUUGCAAAUGGUAUUGCAGACGCGUGGCGGAGUUUGCUUCCGAAACUGGAAGCAUGUUCCUCCCUCGUAGAGAAUUAA